AUGGAGGCGGAGAAGGCGACGCGGACGGACGACGGGGAGACUGAGAUGGUGGUGGGAGGAGAGGCGCCGGUGACAAAAGAUGAUGAUGGUUUUGGUGGUGGUAACGGUGGUGUUCCUUCUGCAACAACGAAGACAAAUGGUAAAGUCGAGGAGAAGAAGAAUUCCAUCCAUCAAAUCGCGCCGGAAGAAGCGCCAUUUGCGGGUGGAGGAGGAGACGCGGCGGCAGCAGCGGCACGAGUUGCGGCAGCAAUGGCACCGGUUACGACGACGACGACGACGACAGCGCGCGAACAACAACAAUCGCAAUCGCAAUCGCAAUGCCUUCCCAUUCGAAUUCUGGAAGAUUUCGACGUGAGAGAAAAAGCAGACGAGAAGAAUUUAGUCGCCUUGACUUCGGCGAUGAAACCGUCGGAUUUGGUGGUAUUCGGGAAAGCGCGAAAAGUGGAAGGCGGCGAAAACGAGUUACCGUCGACGCUUUUGAUGAAAAAGCUACAACCGCAGCUGAGGCCACCGCACCCGUUGAAAUUGGUGGACGUUCUCGAUUGGUGCGUAUCGUACGACGAAGUGGAAGGCGGCGGGACGUAUUCUAUUUGGUUGGUCACGCCGAGAGCGUGGUAUAAACUCGGCCAACCGGGCGCGAAGUACGCCGCGACGUUCGCACAGACGAGACGGAGGGCAAUGUUUGCCAGCGUGUUUAAGAAGUGCAUCGAAGAAGAUUGGGAGUGUUCGUUUACGAAGGUGUUGGAGGCGAUGAAGAACGCGCCGAGAGUAGAUUUUGACGUGAAGGUAAAAAAGGAGACUUUGAAAGAGAAGAAAGACAACGACGGCACGGACGGAGAAUCCGAGGAAGAGGAAGAUGAGGACGACGAAGACGACGAAGAGGACGACGACGACGACGACGACGACGACGACGACGAGUUUUCGUACUCGGAGAAAGAAAUCAAGAAGGAUGGUUUCUUUGUGUGCUCGCAAGUCGAACAUCUUGUCAAGUCAGGCGUUCUGCUUCCUCCUGGAACGGAAGCUUCGAGACAUGGUAAGCCGUAUACCGGGAAACUUCCGAGAUGUUUGAUUUCCUUCAGUCGAUGGACGAUGAUUGCAAACAGGUUAGCGAGACAGAAGAAAGAUCGGAUGGAGAUGGAAAUGGAACGAAAAGAGCGAGCUAUUCAACGUGCGAAGGAACGCGCAGAGAGGAAAGAGUUGAGACUGGCGCAAAAAGAAGCGGCAAAGGAAGCGAGAGCAGAAGCGAGAGCGCUCGCUUUAAAGAAAAGUAAAGAACCAGUCGUCAUUCCACCUCGCAUAGCUGAUCCAACGAAGUGUUCGAGAGCGAUCGACGAAUUUCCGUGGGCCUCUCCAGCGAUUGUCGGUGAAGUAUUGAGUCUGUGGGACGUCGCGAGCGUGUACGAGACGAUUUUCUACGUCCCGACGACAACUCUUAGAAAGUUUGCGCACGCAUUCCUAUCGAAUACUGAGGAUUGCACUCCGAGUGAUGAUUUGCUCGUUCAAGACGUUAUCGUCGGUGCCAUUCGAGCCAUCGAGGCGCGCGCUGAUGCGGUGGAUUCUUCGGAGACGACGAGAAGAAACUCGAAGUUGGGCUUCACGGAAGCGCGAUCGAUUCAAGACCCGACGAUUGGCCUCCAAGACCUCGCGGCUUUAAAUUGGCGACAGCUGGCAAUCGAUAUGAUCACUGAGUUUCUCCCGUCGACACCGUGCAAUCCUAGAGUUCGAACUGGGGCACAAUUAGCGGUUCAAAAACUGCAAGAGUUGAUGAUGUACGAUGCGGACAACGUCUAUGCGUCCGAUUUAGAUGCCGGUUUGCGCGUUUCCUUAGCUUCAGCUUUAGUCAUCAUCGCCGCAGAUUCCGAAGGUUUCCACGAGUACGAGAUGCAAAAAAUCGAAGAAGUGCGUGAUAAGAAGCGAUAUACACUCGGUUCCAAAGCGUUCGACGUUGGGAUUCCGAUCGUCAUUCCAGAGGCGUCCUUGAAAAUCCCCAUCUUUGGCGGCGCGAAACAAGAAGACGUAAAAGAGGAAGAGAAAGAAGAAGUGAAGGAAGAUGAGAAGACAAAACCUGACGACGCAGCACAAUUGCAAGCGGCGGCGCCCGAUUCGGCCGGAAAACCAGAUAAGCGACGGAGUAACAGAUGUGGACACUGCCACACGUGUAUGAACCGCCAGUUACGACAAGCAUGUUUGACGCGUCGAAAAGAGGACGAAGCUAUGGGUAUUUUCCCCGCAUCUUCCCGCGAUCAAACGGCUGAGGUCAAGGCACCAGUUGUUUUAGAGGAUCCGAACAUGCGAAGACCGAAGGAUGACGACGAGAAGCGCAUGCUCUGGACGCGACAAGCGAUGCGAUGGUAUCGUGAUAACGACGAUCGACAAAUUUGGCGCCACGGAAGACCCGUUGCGGUUGAUGCGCGCGGACGUCGUUACUUCCAACUCGGCGGGAGGAACGGAAGUGGUAUGCUUUUUGUUGAGUCGCCAUUACCGUCGUGGCACGUUAAGACGCCGAAAUCGAAGGAGGAGAAAAAAUCCUCCCCGGAAAAAGUAAAGAAGGAAGAAAUCGACCAAGAGGAUGGCGAUGGCGAAAACGACGAGGACAACGAAGACAACGAUUCCGAAGGUGAGGAAGAAAAAGAAGUUGAACCUGCUGGUCCACCAGUGGACGAUGGUGAAUAUACGGAUAAUUAUCUCACCGAUUUACCUGUCGCGAAUACCGAUCAAGUCACCAUGGACAUCCCGGGUGUUUACGAGUCCGCUUCGAAUUGGGGCGUCGUUUACCCGAACGAGGAGCUUAUAGAGCUCGCGAAAUGGUGCGAUCCGAACUAUCCACACGAGAAAUAUAUAUGUCGAUGGGCGAACUUGGUUUCUAGAUCUGCCCUCGGUGAGACCUACGACGACGUGACGAGCGAAAAGCUCGACGAAGAGGAGACGCGAAGCAAGUUCAAAGAUUUUCUCAAGUCCAUCGAUGGAGAAUACGACGGGUAUGCGAAGAUUGACGAAAAAUGCGGUAGUUCUAAAGAAGCCGUCUUUGGAGACGCACACGCCAAAGCUUUGAAACUCGUUUCUGUGGCGCAAUAUUUGUUACACUCGACGCCGUUUUGGGUGCAAGAUUAUCGCUGGACGGAGAAGUUUCUGGAGUGCGACCAGGAACUGACGAACAUCAUAGAGCACGCGCCAGAAGCCGUCGUGUUGCAACGAUUGAUGAAGGCUUUCUUACUUUUAGAGGCAUGCUGCCGCACAUCUCAAGUUAUGGAUCCGCAAUGGCAGAACUCUCGCCAAUCUUGGAUUGCAAAGGUCAAAAAGUUCAUCAAGAAAUCACCGGAAGGCACCGGCGACGGUAGCGCCAAAGACGAAGAUUUCUGUGGCGAUGACGAAGCAAUGAUGGACGACAAUGCCGUCGAAGUUCCUUUGAAUGUCACUUCUGCCGCGUCUUUACUUCACAAACUUGUCGUGUUGCAAUUGACCGAUCCUGCGAGACUUUCUGCACACACUUUUGCGUUUUCCGAUCCAGAAGGUUUGGGCAAACACGCGUCGCAAAUCAAAACCGGCGACGUCGUCAUGCUCUGCAUGAACGGAUACAGAGAUACUAAGAAAGCGCAUCUUUCGGACGAGCUUAUCCCCCCGCAUUUUGUCGAUACCACGUUACUUCGCGACUAUGAACGGUGUAUUGUCAGAGCUACGGCAUUUAGAGGCGCGGAAGAGCACGACGAUGGCCAUGUCGAUGAACCAUGGGCGUGGUUCCUCCUCGAACUCAUCGAUGAACCGACGAGAGCAGAGGCGAGAAAAGCUGAACAAGCGAGAAGUUCAAAAGUCGCAAAGAAAAAGAAAAAGAAGCAUUUGAGAGAACCCGCGAAUUCAGACGAAGAGUUCGAGCGAGAGUUGCAAGAAACGUCGUCGGACGAGGAAGAGAUGGUCGACGAGAAGAGACGCUUGUUGGCGUGUCCGCUCAUACCGAGCGGGCAAGUAGGGGAUUACAUCGUCACUCUCGAGCAAUACGAAAGAGGUCAAAAUUUUGAUUGGAAAGCUGGUGAUAGAGUGAUGAUGCACUUUCCAGACGGCGAAGCUUUUGAAGAUAUUGAACGCGGCAUUGUGGAGGACGAGAACGAAACCGAUCCGGCGAAGAAAAUCAAAUACCUAGGCAAAGUCACAAAGGUGAAAAAAGGAGAGCCUUUUGACGGGGUUACGGUUGUUUGGGAUUCGGAGAAAAUUGAUGCAGAAAGCAGCGGGGAAGCCGCUACGACGACUUCGGUAUCUGCGUGGGAACUUGAACGCGCACCAAAGGAGAUCUUGAAGAAGAAGCCGCAAGUUGAUCGUGAUUUGAUAGCGCACAUGCGCGAACCGAUAUCGGCUUACAAGCCGUCGCAAACGGGCAGUAAACAGUUUGCGCGCCGUGAGAAUUCGGGAGCUAAGCAACCGGUGUACAUCAUGCACCGAUUCGACAUCUCGGAGGACGUAAGAAGAAAGAAUUGUGACAUUUAUGGACCAUCGAGUGGGAAAAUCGCGAGUCCCUACUUGACGCGAGCGGGCAACUUGGCCUCUGACCCGAUGCCGUAUCGCGAGACGAACGAGAUCAUCGCCAUGAAAAAGCAAGCGAAAGAUCUCGCCAUCGCGCUUGGAUGGAACGCAAAAGGCAUUCGAGAGCAGAAGUUUAUCGAUCAGUUCAACGAGUUGAAAAUGAAAGUACCGAUUCAAUACGGCACCGGUACCCCUCCGACGUUCUGCCGCGAGCCGCUCGAUUUGUACGCCUUGCUCGUCGAAGCUUUAUAUCGAGGUGGGUACAAUACCAUCACGCGAGAAAAGCUUUGGAAAUCGGUCGCGCGAGGUUUGCGCGUCGAUCUCAGCGGACAAACGUCCGCCUCCUUUGCAUUGCGCGUGAAGUACGAACAGUAUUUGCGCGAUUUGGAGUAUUUGGUCCGAGAAACGGGCGUCCCAGAGCCUCUCGCUGAAGGUGUCGAGCCGGUUGCGAGGUUCGAAGAGUACUUGGAAGCUGAAAAACGAAAGCCGGAUCCAGAAGUCAAAAAGUUCACGCAGGUUGUGCGUGACAAGGAAAACCAACAGUUUCGCGAACUCGACAUUCACAAGGGUAUCAUCACGCGUGCGCAAGCGGAUAAGGAGACGGCGGCGAUUCGACCGAAAUACGCCAAACGGUACCCGGAUUUGUUCAACGAGGCGUUGUUAUUGGCAAAUCGCGAUCAGUGCUUGAAGGACGAACCUGAAGUUCCUGUGGAGGUGCGGAUGGUUCGACUAGAGUCUAUCUUAGAUAAGACGUACGAGUUCAUCGAUGCAGCGCGGAGCGAAGAUCCAGAGGACUUUAAACACCACGAGGCAACGUUGAGAUCGGAGAGACCGAAACAAGGCGACGUGAAAAUGAAAGACGCUCCCCUAGUAAAAAAGAGUGCCACGCCAUCAAAGAAACGUAAAGCUCCCGAAAGGGACGACGACGAUGACGAAGAGGAAGAAGAAGAAGAAGAAGAAGAAGAAGAAGAAGAAGAGGAGGAAGAAGAAGAAGAGGAAGAAGAGGAAGAAGAGGACGAUAGCGAUUUUGAAGCGUAG
Messenger RNA from Bathycoccus prasinos, 5550 nucleotides. Its product is annotated as ARID/BRIGHT DNA binding domain protein. Bases 1 to 5550 code for a protein of 1849 amino acids. The transcript has a single exon. Gene Ontology annotation, molecular function: DNA binding. The record is from RefSeq and is a predicted model, not a curated record. Lineage: Eukaryota; Viridiplantae; Chlorophyta; Mamiellophyceae; Mamiellales; Bathycoccaceae.